AUGGCCGACGUACAAAAAGAUGUGCCGUUCAAAUCGGCCCAGGUCGAGGCGCUCGUAGUAAUCAAGAUUGUCAAGCACUGCUCUGCCAGCUUUCCCACUACAGCUACCGGUUCCUUGGUGGGCAUGGACAACGACGGUGUCCUUGAGAUCACAAAUGCCUUUCCCUUCCCCACGGUCGAUGUUGCGAAUACCGACGGCCACCAGAACGAUGCUUCAAGCCUCGCCGCUGCCGCCCCCCGCGCAAAGGCCAAUAUCGCCUACCAGAACGAGAUGAUCAAGCACUUGAAGGAGGUCAACGUGGAUGCUAACAACGUCGGCUGGUACACCAGUGCCACCAUGGGCAACUUUGUCUCCCUCAACUUUAUUGAGAAUCAAUACCACUAUCAGCGCGACAACGAUAAGACUGUCGCGCUCGUUCAUGAUGUCAGCAGGAGCUCGCAAGGAGCGCUCAGCCUGCGCGCGUUCAGACUCUCACCCGAGUUCAUGGCCGCAUACAAGGAGGGCAAGUUCACAACAGAGAGCCUGCAAAAGUCCAAGUUAAGCUUCAAGGACAUCCUUGUGGAAGUCCCUGUCAUCGUUCACGACUCUCACCUCCUCACCACAUUCCUGCACCAGAUGCCCACCCUCCCCGAGACCGCCGAGGUUCCGCUUCCCACGUCGCUAAACGACAUUUCUCGUGACCCUGCCAGAUUACCCGCGAACCCAUCUUUCGACGCCCUUGAUCUGUCGAUUGACCCUUUUCUCGAGAAGACAUGCGAUCUUCUCCUCGACAGUAUCGAAGCCCAUUACACCGAUCUCAACAACCACCAGUACUAUCAGCGUCAGCUGACGCGCGAGCAGUUUAAGAUCACUCAAUGGCAGACAAAGCGCAAGGCGGAAAAUGCUGCCCGUGUUGCGGCGAAGCAGGCUCCUCUCCCCGAGGACGAAUGGCAAAGACUGUUCAAGCUGCCACAAGAGCCCAGUCGGCUCGAGGGCAUGCUGAAUGCGCGACAGGUUGAGCAGUACAGCAAGCAGGUGGAUGGGUUCACAGCUGCAAUUACCUCCAAGAUGUUUGCUGUCCGGGGAAAUUUGCUGCCUGAGUGA
Molecule: messenger RNA, 1083 nt
Organism: Podospora anserina S mat+
Lineage: Eukaryota; Fungi; Ascomycota; Sordariomycetes; Sordariales; Podosporaceae
Exons: 3
Coding region: 1-1083 (360 amino acids)
Cellular component (GO): cytoplasm; eukaryotic translation initiation factor 3 complex; cytosol
Molecular function (GO): metallopeptidase activity; protein binding; translation initiation factor activity
Source: RefSeq, a predicted model, not a curated record